AAUAUUGACUGGGAUCUAAUGGACUUACAGGAGACUGUUAGCGCCGUUGAAAGUAAUCCUAUGAAAUUCCGUCUAUCGAAUAAAGAUAUAUCAGCAAGACGUCAAUUUCUGUCAGAAGCAAAAAGUGUUAUUAAAGCUGUAAAAAGUAAUCUACCCACAUCAAAUAUUGAUGGAGCGAUAAAGAAUUCAAAUAUUGAUUUUACGGUUCAUAUGGCACCACCACCGCCACAACAACAAGAAGGCGUUUCAUCAUUAUCAUCACCACCGUCAUCACUGCUGUCUAACGGAGAUGUGAAAAUGAAAGAGGAGACAACACAGAGAAUCCCCUCCAAUAUGACAACAACCCAUUCCUAUAAAACAUCAUCAAAUAUCUACUCAUCACCAGCAAAUCAUGAUCCGCUUACUCAACAAAAACAAUUACUUUAUGAACAAGACAAUCGGUUAGAUCAAUUAGGUACAACAAUAUCAAAUCUGAAAGGAAUGUCACAACGUAUCGGUGAUGAAUUAAGCGAUCAAGUCGUUCUGCUGGAUGAUUUCUCUAGUGAAAUGAUCAGUACAGAGUCUAGACUUGACUCAGUCACGAAACGAACUGCUCGCCUAUUACACUUGAGUACAGAUCGUCGACAAUGGUGUGCAAUAUUCUCUUUGUUAAUUACCCUGAUAAUUAUAUUGAUUUUAUUGGCUGUUCUUUAAGAGUGUGUGUGCGUUGCUGGUGUCAAUCGAUCAUGAUAUAUCCUCUGUGCUGAUUUCUCUC
Messenger RNA from Trichobilharzia szidati, 754 nucleotides. Lineage: Eukaryota; Metazoa; Platyhelminthes; Trematoda; Strigeidida; Schistosomatidae. The record is from the annotation of a GenBank genome assembly.